This is a messenger RNA of Meriones unguiculatus (Mongolian gerbil), 570 nucleotides long. Its product is annotated as keratin-associated protein 8-1. NCBI's taxonomy places the organism in Eukaryota, Metazoa, Chordata, Mammalia, Rodentia, Muridae. The coding region runs from base 46 to 231 and encodes 61 amino acids. The record is from RefSeq and is a predicted model, not a curated record. The transcript has a single exon.
AUCACACUCACUCUUCUCCUACCUAAGCCUACCACUCCCAACAUCAUGUACUACACCGACGUUGAAGGCUCUGUCUUCCCAGGGUGCUACUGGGGCAGCUAUGGCUACCCUCUGGGCUACAGUGUUGGCUGUGGCUAUGGUAGCACCUACUCUCCAGUUGGCUACGGCCUUGGCUAUGGCUACAAUGGCUGUGGGGCUUACAGAAGAUACUGGCCAUUUGCUCUCUACUGAUUUGCUGUGAUUCCCAGGCAUAGAUUCAUCUCUCUAUGAAGGCUGAGUGGCACCUCCAGCUUUACCUCCUGUCAUCCUCACUCGCUCAUCAUCCUCUCCCAAGAAGCUGUUUUUCAGAUCUUAAAACUGAAUCUCAAACAAAGGACCUGAAAUUCUAGAUGAUGCCUUAAGCUGUGUUUCCUGGAUGCUGUUUACUGGGACCUUUCCAGAAGCUUGGCAACUAUCGUGACAUGCACUGCUUUUGAAUUUUUCAAGACUCUCAAGAUUCCCUGUCAUGGUGAAGUUGUGGAUGUGUCUGUCAAAUUUUCAAUAAAUUUGUCUCAGCUUGCAUAAUGUUUC